AUGAACUCAGACCAGCAACAACAACAACAACAACAACAACAAACUGAACACUCCAAACGACGCAGGUAUCGUAUCCCACGGAGUUGCGAUCGAUGUCGGGCCAGCAAAGUCAAAUGCGUCUUUGAGAAUGGGCGCUGUAAUGCUUGCGCUAAGGCCGGACUGACGUGCACGUUUGCCAACCCGGGCAGCUUGACCGAACGACCACCGACCUACAAGGAUGUCGAACAACUCACGGCCAGGAUCAGGUCAUUAGAACGACUGCUUCAUGCGGUAGAUCCGACGAUCGAUCUGAAUGACUUGCCCAACCCAUUCCGACUAGCCUCACGAUUCUAUGAUGAGUCCUCGUUGUCUACGACGACCAAUCCUCUAUCUCCCCAGAACCGCUGCGCCUCGACAUCCAAACUAACGACGGUCCAAGAGCGUGAAGAGGCUCGGACUGAUCAGAUUCCUCCAAGUAGCGAGCCAUCGAGCAGAAGCUUCCCAGGCUCGGCAAUAGUCUUGACCGGAUUCGAUGGGCUUCGGGUGCCCUCGAAGGCCCCGAUCACGACGGCCCAUUGGAGCGAGCCGGACAAGAGCAAGCCGAUGGGCGAGUACACCGGGGUGACCAUCCAGCCGGAGAGCUACAUCGGACCCAACUCGCUCUUCAGCACACCCGAGGCCGCGGCCUUCCGGCUGCCCAAUCUACCGCCCAUCAGUAACACCCUACCGGCCUAUCCAGUCGACCAAUUCAUCCGGACCCGUCGCGCCGAAUAUGUGGCCACUACGACCUGCUUCUAUCCCGACCCCGACCUCGAACUGGAGCUGAUCAGGAUCUACUUCCAACACUUCCACCCCCUCAUUCCUAUCAUCCAUCCCCCCACUUUCCAUGCGCUCCAUCAAUCCGGACUGGCCCACUCCGAUAAAUCCUUCAGAGCGCUCUGCUUGCUCAUCUUCUCAAUCGCUAGUCGUCAUUCUCCUGACCCGAGAGUCUUGUUCGAUCUCGCCGGAAACCCGCAAUCUUCUCGGCAAUUCUGCGGCUUGCGUUACGCUUAUGCCGCCUAUCUGUCCCUCUUUCAACUCUUCGAUCAUCAGACUUCGCUCUUCGAGUUGCAGGCUUUCGUCCUCUUGGUGGUCGCCUCUCUUGGGGCUCUUCAACCUACGAUCUCUUGGAUCUUCGUCGAACAGGGCUUACUACGCGCUCAAGAAUCUGGCGCUCAUCGUGAAGUACAUAAACGUUGGAAUUCGAAUCCACUGCAAGAUUAUCUACGUCGACAGGCGUUUUUUCAGCUCUAUGAAUUGGAUCAUAAGAUCAGUGCGACAUUGGACCGAACGCCGUCGAUCGAAGCCGAGGAUUUUGAUCUGAAGCCGCCACUUCCACAACCAGGGGACCCGUUUGGGAUCUUCAUCAAUCCGUAUAGUCCGAUCCCACGGGAGGUCCGAGAGAUCUACAUCGGCUUCGAUGUCGUCCGGGUCUCGCUCUUGCAAGUCGGCUCGCUCCACUCCAUGUUGCCCUUGCUCAACCUGAUCAAGGCAGAUAAAAACUCCCCCAAGGCCGCCAGCUCCGCUAAGACACUCAAAAACCUCGUCGAUCAGAUCGAUAAACAGGCCGCCAAAUGGUUCGAUCAGCUUCCUCUCUUCUUGAAACGCUCGAAUGUCGAAAGCGGUCCUGAACAAUUGAUGUUCUCCGUCCUCGUCACUACGUCAUACUACGAAUUCCAACAAUUAAUCCAUCGAACCUUAUUCGAUUAUGAGGAAGGAAGCGAGCGUCACAAUGGGACGGGAGCCGACGGGGAAGUGGGGGCAGGAGCCGGAGUCGGCGGGCGAGUGGGAGGAGGGGGCGGGGGAGAGAAAAGGAAGAGGCCGCACAUGAGUCGAUGUGUGAAGUAUGCGGUCUCGGCGAUCCAAGAGAUGAGCAAGCUGCGUCUGCGCGGCCUGCUCACCAGCACCUUCUUCUGGCUGCCCGCUAGAAUCACCCUCGCCGUUAUCCUCCUGAUUUGCUCGAUUCGGAAACAGCGCAAGUUCAUCAAUAGGCUCGAGGAUCUUAUGCGUAGAGAUCAUAUCUCCUUGGGCAUUCAGAUCUUGGAUGAACUCGCGCCUAGUGCACAUACAGCCACCGUAUAUUCGAAGACCUUGAAGAUCUUGGUCGACUUGUUAGAAGUCGAGAACCCGUCUGUCUUAGAAUCCCUCGCCAGUCCGCCCUCAGACGAGACCGACAACAACAGUCCGUCGCCGCCCUCCGUCCCGCCGUCUGCCCCUCCUCCCCCUCCUGUCCCUGUUGUUGCUAUUGCUGGCGGUGCUGCUGCUGCUGCUGCUGUCGCUUCCAACUUGCCGCCGCUUGGAAACGUUAAUCCUCCCGCUAAUUUACCUCACAAUCUAACAGGAAAUCUUCCUGGAAAUCCAACGGGAAAUCUUCCUAGAAACCCUAGUGCAGGACAUUCAUUUGUCAAUCUGACGCGCAACCCUGACCGCUCAACUGAUCCAAUGAACGCUCGACCGACCCAUCCAGCGCCCGCCCAAGUCCGUCCUCUUCCCCGGACCCUCCCCGUCUACAACGAGCACAUUCGUCCGCAGGUCCCAGAGCUUCUCGGCCCUUCCGAUGAGACCAGCUGGGACCCCCUCGAAAUCUCCGCUUUGGCCUUCGACGACCCCGAUCUCGGCCUCCUCUCGUCCCCCUUCAUCCCCCCCAAUCCGCCCCAUUUCUCGCCCCACAAUCAUCCGUAA
Molecule: messenger RNA, 2700 nt
Organism: Puccinia graminis f. sp. tritici CRL 75-36-700-3
Lineage: Eukaryota; Fungi; Basidiomycota; Pucciniomycetes; Pucciniales; Pucciniaceae
Exons: 8
Coding region: 1-2700 (899 amino acids)
Biological process (GO): DNA-templated transcription; regulation of DNA-templated transcription
Molecular function (GO): DNA binding; DNA-binding transcription factor activity, RNA polymerase II-specific; zinc ion binding
Source: RefSeq, a predicted model, not a curated record